Molecule: messenger RNA, 522 nt
Organism: Trematosphaeria pertusa
Lineage: Eukaryota; Fungi; Ascomycota; Dothideomycetes; Pleosporales; Trematosphaeriaceae
Exons: 4
Coding region: 1-522 (173 amino acids)
Source: RefSeq, a predicted model, not a curated record
AUGGCUCCGGUCCAAGGCGACAUCCCUCUUGCAUGUCAGCACUUGGUGCACCCCACGGAUCUUAUUUCCUUCGCGACCAUCGCCCACGCUCACUUCGUCCUCCAAGUUCCCACCAGCCUUGGAUUCGACGAUGCGAAAGAGACCGAGUCACCUUGCGGCUCGUUCUCCGCAACGGACCGGAGCACUGGCGUCACCAACUAUCCCAUUGCCGGCGCACCUGUCCAGAUGUUGACCACGCACACUUCGCAGACGGGCGUGGGGACCUUUUGCCUGCCCCAGGUGCCCGUAAACGCUGCCUGGGCAGGCCAGGACGCUAUCCUGCAGGUGAUCCAGCAUGGUCCUGACGGGACUCUGUUCCAGUGCGCUGCCAUCAAAUUCGUCACUGGAGGUGCUGCCGACGUUCCCGGUAGCUGCGUCAGCACCGACAUCACUGCGUCUUUUCUUGGUGGAGGGGCCUCGAGUUCGUCAGCCCCUUCAUCCACGCCUCCAGCUGCCUCGUCCGAGCAAGCAAGAAUUGGUUGA